UUAAUUCUUUCUUGUUAAUUGAGAAAAAACUCCACCGCUCAUGGUUCUCUUGAGAUUUACGUAGAUUGAUAGAAGUGGCAUUGGGAUGCAUAACUUAGCUCAUUUUGAAUUAGCUUGCGCCUGUUUGAAUGAAUUUCACUAUAAGCUCUUCUACCAGAGAACACAAGAAGAACAAAAAAAUGAACUUCACUUCUUCGUAAGUGAAAAUUAGCUUAUACGCAAGUAAAAUUUAAAAGAAUGAAAAGCUUUACCAGGAGAGUUUCUACAAAUUAGCCCUUGCACAAGCUAGUUUUAACUUUUGUAGAAGCUAAUUUCGACUUUUCUUAUUUUUCUCUUGUAGAAAGGACUUACGGAGGAACUUGUUUUGAUAACUUCUCUAAAAGCUUAUUGUAAAGAGGAGUUUAUUUCAUUUCUUCAUAUUUUCUUAUUCUGUCAGUACUUGCGUCAAGUUCAUGUAAACUGGGUCAUUGCGUCAAGUUCAUGUAAACUGGGUCAUAUUGUUGUGUGUCACUCUUUUUACACAUUUUGACUGUCAUUGGGUUUUUUCUUUUGAAUUAUGUCCAUAUUCAUUGGGUGAUGAUAAUCAGCUUACAUAUUAUUUACAGUGGAGAUGUGUGUCCAUGAUGGGUUGUUUUUUCUGCUGUUGACUUCUUAUCCUACAUUGAUAUAUUGCAGGUUGUGUCUUUAAAGAGAGACCAGUAUCAUCAGACUAUUUGUUUUUUCAAAUGGCACUGGUUGUAAUGUGUGGGCAGCCAUGUAGUGGGAAGUCCAAAGCUGCACUCUGUCUAGUUGAAGCUCUAAAAGAAUCAGAAUCAAAACAUCAAGUGAGAAUCAUAGACGAAGCUUGUUUUCAUCUUGAUCGAAACCAAAGCUAUGCAAACAUGCCUUCAGAGAAGAAUUUAAGAGGGGUGCUCAGGUCAGAAGUAGAUAGGUCUGUGUCCAAAGAUAGCAUCAUCAUAGUAGAUUCUUUGAAUAGCAUCAAGGGUUACAGAUACGAGCUAUGGUGCUUGGCUCGAGCUUCUGGAAUCAGAUACUGUGUGGUGUACUGUGACGUAGAAGAAACCUUUUGUAGGAAAUGGAACGAAGAGCGCAGGGAGAAAGGAGAAGCCAGUUAUGAGGAUUCAAUUUUUGAAGAUUUGGUGAGAAGGUUUGAGAAACCAGAAAGAAGAAACAGGUGGGAUUCUCCAUUGUUUGAAUUAUGGCCACACAGAGAAGAGACAGAGAAAUCUUCCUCUGCCAUUAUAGAUGUUGUCUCCUACUUAACCAAAAAGGUGGACUCCAAAACCAGGGAUGUUAAGAUUCUGCAACCAACUAUUGCCACUCAAACCUCACGUUUUUCUGAUGCAAAUUCUCUGUAUGAAUUGGACAAAGCAACACAAGAAGUCACAAAUGCCAUAGUAGAAGCACAAUCUCAAGCGCUUGGAGGACCACUUAACGGUGUUUCCGUGGGAAAAGAUUUGCCUGUAAUCAACAUUUCAAGGUGUGUUGGGCUGCCGGAGCUACGUAGAAUGCGACGCACCUUCAUAAAAUUGACAGGGCAAACAAGUUUAAGUGGGCCACCACCCCCUUCUGAUGCAGACAGUGCAAAAAGAAUGUUCAUUGACUACUUGAACAGAGAACUAGGAACAUCCUGAAGAACAGUAUAUGAAUUGUUUGCAAUUCAGCUUGUGUGCUAAAGGAUGUCAUGUUUGUAUUUUAAGAUCAGAAACUGUUUUUCUUUUUAGUUUACAUCAUUAUUAUAGAAUAAACUGGUUUUUUUAUUCCCUUCUGGUUUCUUGUACUAUCGUUCAAACUCCUUUCUCAGCCCUAGUAGCUAGCUCAGGUCUGGUUUAACAAAAUCAUAAGAAUGAAAAGAAUUAUAUAAUUUAAAUAUUUUCAUUGUAAGAUA
Vigna unguiculata (cowpea) is the source of this 1888-nucleotide messenger RNA. RefSeq names its product protein KTI12 homolog. The record is from RefSeq and is a predicted model, not a curated record. Lineage: Eukaryota; Viridiplantae; Streptophyta; Magnoliopsida; Fabales; Fabaceae.